Messenger RNA from Leptopilina boulardi, 1097 nucleotides. RefSeq lists its product as uncharacterized. The transcript is spliced from 5 exons. Lineage: Eukaryota; Metazoa; Arthropoda; Insecta; Hymenoptera; Figitidae. The record is from RefSeq and is a predicted model, not a curated record. Gene Ontology annotation, molecular function: DNA binding. The coding region runs from base 326 to 922 and encodes 198 amino acids.
UGUUAAAGCAAAUUGAAAUUUAUAUGUUUGUCAGUCGUGUCACAAUGAUUAUUUAUUAUAAAUAUAAAUAAUUUACUUUGCGAAGACUAUAACUUUUUAACCUCUCUUAAUCAUUAUUAUACAGAAGCAGCUGUUUUCUAUUUCUGCCUCAGGAGUUUUGUUGAAAAAAGUAGAUGAGGUUCUAGUUACCAAUGAUGCGUUAAAAAACAAGUUGUUGGAAUUAAAAGACAUCUUGGAACAUCCAAGUCAAUGGACAGAAGCUAUUGAACAUACUGCCGUUGAGCCAGAAGACCUUCCAGAAACUGGAGUUCCAAACUUGGAAUCGAUGGCUACUAUCCUGCUAAAUCCAAACCUGGAAUUUCUUCUUGAUGAUUCACCAAUGCGAUCAACACUAGACACACAGCCGGUAGAAGUGAUAGGAGAACCUUUUCGUUUCACUUAUUCGGAACAGACCGUGAACGAAGAAGAAACAGCAGCGAACCAAGAUGACAACAGCAAUUUGAACACUGUGGAAAACGAGGAGGGAGAGAGACUUCAAACUGGACCAACCAAUAAUGAAAUAUUUCAAACUUCAAAAAACGGUGAUACAGUUGAAUUAAUUCAGGGAAGUGAAGUUUACGUCGACAAGGCAACUUUAAAAGCAAUCAAAUCUAAUCGGGGAAAUACUCAUACAUCAUUGGCACGAUCUCUUCUACUUGCGGUAUUUAAAGAAAAAGCUCUGGUAGAGCACAGUUUGAGUGGAAAAGGUCAUAAAUCGAACAGCCUACCAGCUCUUCCAAAGACUGUAGUUGAUACCAUUUUGACUUUUGCCCGUGUCACGGCAAAGAAAUCAAAUUGGAAAGUGCAUGAUGAUGUCCAGGUGAAGGAGAGUCUCCGUAAAAAAAUGACUGAAUUAAAAAAAAAAAAUAAUCACGCAUGUUAAAAUAUAUAAGAAAUUUAUUUAUGAAACGUUAACAAUUUAAUUUGAAAUUUUAAUAUUAUUUCCAGUAUAAUAUUCAUUUGUAAUUUUUAUAUUAAUUAGUGAUAUAUUGUUUUAUCUGAAUUUUUACUUGCAAAUAUUUACUAUUAUAUAGAGUUAAUAAUUAUUUAUGUAACUA